UGCGACAAAAUCCGUAUUCUAGUCACACAUCAAAUCCAAUUCAUACGAAAAGCGACACAAAUAUUGGUUUUGAACGACGAGGGAAAGUGUCUGGGAUUGGGAUCCUAUGAUGAGCUCCAGUCCCGGGGCUUAGACUUCAUGUCUAUUCUCAGCGAUCAGGAGAGGGAAGCGGACGAUAAGGCAGAGCAAAAUAAGGAGGACUGCGACCAAAUGGACUGUUUGACAACUAAAAAUAACAGAGAUGUGAUUAUCUACUCCUCAAUGAUGGCCGCGCUGUUCAUCGCAUCCCUAUUGAGAGCCAUCACAUGGUUUGUGAUGUUUAUGAGGGCUUCAGUUAAUCUCCACAACAGUAUGUUUUAUCGUCUAUUACGGGCUCCGAUAUCUGUGUUUGACAGCAACCCAAUUGCACAGAGUCCUGUGUUUUCACACGUGAGCACUACAUUCAAUGGGUUGGCCAGUGUUAGGGCCUUUGGGGCGCAAGAAGUGUUUGAGAAACAAUUUUAUGUAUACCAAGAUGAUCACUCGGCCACCUGGAUGCUCGUAAUCGCUGCUACCCAUGCAUUUGGUUUAAUUAUUGACGUAAUGUGUUUUCUCUAUACGGUUAUCAUAUUUGUCGUGUUUAUGGUAUUUCCCGGUCAGUUGGGAGCGGGAGAGUCGGGGCUCGCUUUAUCAUCAGCACUGAUGUUGACUGCAAUGACUGAAUGGGGUGUCCGUCAGUCGGCAGAAGUGGAGAGUCAGAUGACUUCAGUCGAGCGCAUCAUUGAGUACUCAAAACUACCACAAGAGGCGGCCCUCACAGCACAUGAUAGCCAUAAACCCCCUCCCGAUUGGCCACAGAAGGGACAGAUAGAGCUCAAGGAUAUGAGUUUGUGUUACGAGGGAUCAGACAAACCGGAGUGUGUGGUUCGUAUGGGACAACCAAUACUACUGGGAUUAAUGACAGCUAAGCUCACUGACACUCGGCUCAGGCAUAUGGUUGAGAUCAUAUCCGGUAUGCGAGUCAUUAAAAUGUAUUCUUGGGAACAGCCCUUCGCAGACCUCGUGGCUGAGGCACGAAACUUUAUCACCUUGGAAAGUCCGUUUCCAACCCUUCAGAAUAUUUCGGUACAUUUAAGACCCGGCGACUUAUUAGCUGUGAUCGGACCCGUGGGGGCCGGAAAGGAUCACACAGCGAUGCUAUACGUUAACCACAAUUCGGGUGAUGCACAAAGAAUAGAUUAG
This is a messenger RNA of Medioppia subpectinata, 1221 nucleotides long. Lineage: Eukaryota; Metazoa; Arthropoda; Arachnida; Sarcoptiformes; Oppiidae. The record is from the annotation of a GenBank genome assembly.